AGUCCUGGACGGCGCCGGGCCGCCCAAGCGCGCCGAGGAGAGGGGGCGGCAAACUUCGGGCCGAGCGGCGCCGGGGCCCGCGCGCGGAGUCUCCCUCCGGGCACCACGGGGGCCGCCGUCCUGGCACCAACUUGAGGGGCUGUGCGGCGGAGGGCGGCUGCGGAGCGCCCGCGCGGGCUGCACCUGCUCAGGGAGCUGCCCCUCUGUUGUUGUUGUUAUUUUCCUUCUUGGCGUGCCAUCGAGGCUUUUGGGGGAAAAAAAGACUGCCUGCAAGGGAUGGUCAUACUCCUGGCUGCACUUCCAGAGUCUUGAAGAAGAAAGCAGAUGUGGAUACCUAAAUAUAGGGAAGAAAUACUUGUGUUGGCUGCAUUUCCAGGGAUGCUACCAGAGCUCAAGGCUGUCACCUGGUCUUGCCCAGAAGAGCCGUUCUUAGAGGCAGGACUUGAUGAAGGCUUUCCUGCUGAUGGAAUAGGUUUGCUAGAGCUGGCCUUGGAAUUAGAACCCUUCAUGUGGCCUUUAUAAAUAUGCGUUUGAGACAGAGUUAUAUGCAGAAGUUGAAAAUGCCUGGAAGAUUUCUGGUUUCUUUCACUACUUAUCCUGCCUUUUUGCAUCGCUGCCAGAUUUGGAUGAUAUGAUAUUCAGAGGGGCACCUUAAUCAAAGCCAUUCUUCAACAAGACCCACCUGGCAUAAGAUUGCACACAUAAUUCAAGAUGGCCAGUCAACCUCCUGAAGACACUGCGGAGUCUCAGGCCUCUGAUGAGCUGGAGUGCAAAAUCUGUUACAAUCGAUACAAUCUGAAACAGAGGAAACCCAAAGUGCUGGAGUGUUGUCAUAGGGUUUGUGCCAAAUGCCUCUACAAGAUCAUAGACUUUGGGGACUCCCCACAAGGUGUCAUUGUCUGUCCUUUCUGCAGGUUUGAGACGUGCCUGCCAGAUGAUGAAGUUAGUAGCCUGCCCGAUGACAACAACAUCCUUGUAAACUUGACUUGUGGAGGCAAAGGGAAGAAGUGCCUGCCAGAGAACCCUACUGAGCUGCUGCUCACCCCCAAGAGGCUGGCCUCUCUGGUCAGUCCUUCUCACACGUCCUCCAACUGCCUGGUCAUAACCAUCAUGGAGGUGCAGAGAGAGAGCUCCCCGUCCCUGAGCUCCACUCCUGUGGUAGAAUUUUAUAGGCCUGCGAGUUUCGACUCUGUCACCACUGUGUCACACAACUGGACUGUGUGGAACUGCACGUCCCUGCUGUUUCAGACAUCCAUCCGGGUGUUAGUGUGGUUGCUAGGUUUGCUCUACUUCAGCUCCUUACCCUUAGGAAUCUACUUACUGGUGUCUAAGAAAGUCACCCUUGGGGUCGUCUUUGUCAGCCUGGUCCCUUCGAGCCUCGUUAUUCUUAUGGUGUAUGGUUUUUGCCAGUGUGUUUGUCAUGAAUUUCUAGACUGUAUGGCACCUCCUUCUUAACUGAUAUGCAAAAUAAGAAAUUGGACACACAUUGCCCUGUUUGAGUGUGAAGUUAGAUAAUUUAUAAUUUAUUUUCUUUUAUGUUCUUUAUGAUUAGUAUCCAUGACAUUAACAAAACCCUUGGCCACAUGUUGACUUGAUUGGUUUUCCUGUAGGCUGGAAGUAAAAAUGUUCAUUUCUACUUAGGGGUUAGCAAAAUUGUAUAAGCUCACACUUCAUGGAGCACUGACAGCAGUGAGUCUUCCCAGAGAAAGGACAGGGUUUCUCUCAGCACUGCCAGACAGACGGCAGGGGUGUGGUGUGUUAUACUAUAGGGAGAGCAUGGAUCCCUCCUUUCGUAUUCAUGGAUGUUCUAUGAUGGCAGUUGGACACAAGAGGAAAGUUGCUCUGAGACACAAAGUGUGUACUCCUUUCCCACCCCAUACCCCUGGUAUUGGAACACCCUAGAAUUGUCUUCAGGUGUUUUCUCUCUUAAGUCACUCUCUGUGGUCGGCGAUCCCAUUGAGAUACUUGUUUCCUCUGCCCAUUCUCCCUUGCCAAGAGGAAACUCGGUUCCAUUCCCUUGGGUAGUUUCAACUGAAUACCAGUUUUGCCACAUUACUAAGGAGAAUGAAAAGCACUGAGGAAUUUGCAUCACAGUCAGCUUCAUGGCAGAAUGUGGCCAUUUGUCCUUGAGACACACUCUUUCCUCCAUGUCUGUUUUCCUCUCUCCUCAGUCUUAUCUGAGAAGAAUGGAGGAGAAGGAACUUCUCAUACAGCGGUUAUUAUUGAUGAAAACCUUCAUUUGAGUCUUUCCUUAUAACAUCUUAGUUUUGGUUUUUUUAAACCACAUUGCCCAAUCAGCCUCACCCCUUGUCCUGAAAAGGUUCCAUUUAAAUUAGUUGCUAUAAAUUCAUCAAUACUUUUUUUCCCUAUUAUAUUUUUGGUUCUAUUAGGAUUUACUUAACUGAAUCUUAUAACAAUUCGAGGUGAACUGUGGCAAUGAAAACCAGAAACAGUUAAUGAGAUGCUUCAGCUCACAGUUUGAAGUGCUGAGAACCUAAGUAUUUUGCUGUACGGUACUGAGCUGUACCAAAAUAUGAUGGUUUAGGUUUAUGUGCAAGACUUUGUGUUGUAGUCUAGACAAAGGGGUGGGCAAGAGACAUGCAAAGCUGAAGCCCUGCUUGAAAAGACCCUUCAAGGAAGUAAAAUGGCAGGGGCAGAGUGCAGCUUAACAUGUUGCUAUCCCUGUUGUUUUUGAGUUGGUUUUGGAAUGGAUUCAAGUUCUUACACAAUUUAUUUUGAAUACAAGCAUAAUCUAGGUGAUUUGAGUUAAUGAACUUCUUUUCAUGAUGUAGGGAAAGUUGAAUGUAUAUAUUUCUAAGAAGAAUUUGUUUAGCAGAUUACAAGUUGGCAAAAUAGACUGUUCACAGAAACUAGGCAAAAAUUUAAAAAAACAUUCUAGUCUCUAAAACCCAUUACUAAUGAUUAACAUUAAAAUAUUUGUAACUCUUAGAAAGGGGGCAUUACUAAGACGACUUUAACUUGUUAUGAAAUCUUUGUUGUGUGAUGCAGGUACAGUGCGCCCAUUCCAACUGGAAUAGCAGUUUGAUUUUAAUUGUAAAACUAAACUUCGGGAAUAUGUAUGCCCAAAGUAAGUAGGAUGAGAAUAGUAUACAUGGGAUAUGGUCCAAUGAAUUUAAGCCCCAAGAUACAGCUAAAUACAUUUAUGAUUUCAUAAAAUCUAGUUUAGAUAGCAUUGUGAUGCAAUUUCCAGAAAUCCAUUUGUGUUUAGAGUAAAUACCAUGUUUAGAAGAUGUUUUGUGGUUUGGAUUUAUAUAUUUGUAAGGUUUUUUUAAAAAAAUGUUCGUUUUGUUUGAAAUGUAACAUUGAGUAAAUUGGUGAGUUAUAUAAUGAGAUUUCUAGAAAGCUCUGGACAUGGGUACGAUGUGUUUUGCUUCUCUGUAUAAUGUCUACAGUGAUAAACUUGUGUCUCCGUGUAUUGUGGCAGUCUUUUUUUCUAGUUAAUUUGGCUUUAGAGAGCAAUCUUUGUAUGACACCAGAAAACUCUUCAUGCUAUUGAAUGAUAAAAAGAUAAUGCUUUAAUAUUUUAUUCACUGUGAUACUAUUUUGUUUGUCUAUUAAAUUGUUAUUAUUUCCAAAUUUAGAAGUUUGAUUUCUCUGACUUAUGGUUAAAAUUCAGUUAUGACUUUGCACCUCUGUUAGCUUUAGAUAACGGCAAACAUGAACAUUCAGAAACGUUGGUUCAGCUAAUGCCUUUAUCAUGCCCGUGAAGACUUCAGAACUUUCCAACAAAGGGGACCUAACCCAUCACACUUUUAAAAGGCCUUCAUAGUUUUUUUAUUUUAUUUUAUUUUAUUUUAUUUUAUUUUAUUUUAUUUAUUUAUUUUAAAGCAGGGGAGAAAAAUUAGGGGAGAUGAAAUAAAAAUAUCGUCUUUAUAAAUAAA
This is a messenger RNA of Homo sapiens (human), 3902 nucleotides long. It is a transcript of the gene RNF182, whose product is annotated as ring finger protein 182. The record is from RefSeq and is a predicted model, not a curated record. NCBI's taxonomy places the organism in Eukaryota, Metazoa, Chordata, Mammalia, Primates, Hominidae. The transcript is spliced from 4 exons. Bases 712 to 1455 code for a protein of 247 amino acids. Gene Ontology annotation, biological process: protein ubiquitination. Gene Ontology annotation, molecular function: ubiquitin protein ligase activity. Gene Ontology annotation, cellular component: cytoplasm; membrane.